Molecule: messenger RNA, 927 nt
Organism: Xenopus tropicalis (tropical clawed frog)
Lineage: Eukaryota; Metazoa; Chordata; Amphibia; Anura; Pipidae
Product: mucin-22-like
Exons: 9
Source: RefSeq, a predicted model, not a curated record
CAGGCUUCAACAACCACAGAGACCACAGUUCCCUCAACAACUGAAACCACCCAGGCCUCAACAACCACAGAAUUUACAGAAGCAACAACAGUUAUUUCAAGUUCAACUUCAGAAACGACAGUACCCUCAACAUCUGAAACUACCCAGGCUUCAACGACAGUACCCUCAACAACUGAAACUACCCAGGCUUCAACAACCACAGAGACCACAGUUCCCUCAACAACUGAAACCACCCAGGCCUCAACAACCACAGAAUUUACAACAUCAGAAGCAACAACAGUUAUUUCAAGUUCAACUUCAGAAGAAAUUACAACAUCAGAAGCAACAACAGUUAUUUCAAGUUCAACUUCAGAAACAACAGUACCCUCAACAACUGCUUCAACAAACACGGAGACCACAGUUCCCUCAACAACUGAAACCACCCAGGCCUCAAAAACCACAGAAUUUACAACAUCAGAAGCAACAACAGUUAUUUCAAGUUCAACUUCAGAAACGACAGUACCCUCAACAACUGCAACAACAGUUAUUUCAAGUUCAACUUCAGAAACGACAGUACCCUCAUCAACUUCAGAAACGACAGUACCCUCAACAACUGAAACUACCCAGGCUUCAACAACCACAGAGACCACAGUUCCCAUAACAACUGAAACUACACAAGUCUCAACAACAACAGAAUCAACAACUUCACAAACGACAACAUUUUCUUCAAGUGCAACUUCAGUACCUUUAACAACUGAAACCACCCAGGCCGCAACAACCACAGAAUUUACAACAUCAGAAGCAACAACAGUUAUUUCAAGUUCAACUUCAGAAACGACAGUACCCUCAACAGCAACAACAGUUAUUUCAAGUUCAACUUCAGAAACGACAGUACCCUCAGCAACAACAGUUAUUUCAAGUUCAACUUCAGAAACGACAGUUCCCUCA